Molecule: messenger RNA, 709 nt
Organism: Asparagus officinalis (garden asparagus)
Lineage: Eukaryota; Viridiplantae; Streptophyta; Magnoliopsida; Asparagales; Asparagaceae
Product: ER membrane protein complex subunit 6
Exons: 4
Coding region: 61-414 (117 amino acids)
Biological process (GO): protein folding in endoplasmic reticulum; autophagosome assembly
Cellular component (GO): EMC complex; endoplasmic reticulum; membrane
Source: RefSeq, a predicted model, not a curated record
AACGAUUUAGUGUUUCUUCUCUUUGCUGCCCAUUACUUCGGGAUCGCUACGAGAAGCGCGAUGGCGACGCACGAUGAUUCCAGAUCUCCUCAAAAGAAAGCAGCGGAUGAUAUCCCCAUCUACAGUGCAGAGAAUCUCCAAAGCAACAUGAAAUCGAUCUACUACAGUCGUACAUUUUUAUCCAUCAUUGGCGGAGUGGUUGCAGGAAUCUGGGGAAUCUCAGGCUGGACAGGCUUUAUAGUUUAUUUUUUGGUAAUGGCUUUUGCUUCUUUGGGACUUGCAUUGAAGGCUAAAUUCUCUGCUCACAAAUAUUUUGAUUCUUGGAACCGGGUCCUCUUUGAUGGAUUUUUUGGUGGGCUCAUGUCGUUUGUGCUGUUCUGGACAUUUGCCUAUGAUAUUGUUCACAUAUUUUAAGUGAAUGGAGCAUCUAGCUGCGGAGCUGAUGGAUGGAGCUUAUAGAACUAAAAGAUCUGUUGCAUUAAUGCAGUUUCUUCCUUUAGUCACAAUUAUGGGCUGCUAGAAGCAACCAUAACGCUGUAGAUUAGUAUGCACAAACCUUUUGAUUUCAAAAUCUAAGAUGUUGUAUAAUCUUUGGUCGUUUAAGUUAUUGCUUUGGUGAUUGAGACUCCACACUUGCGUGAUAGAUCACAUGACUCUUAUAAAGUGGAUUUUUUAUGAGGUAUUCAGGCAUUUAUCCUGAUAUUCUGCU